Messenger RNA from Hemibagrus wyckioides, 1302 nucleotides. Its product is annotated as carbonic anhydrase 4-like. The transcript has 9 exons. The record is from RefSeq and is a predicted model, not a curated record. Lineage: Eukaryota; Metazoa; Chordata; Actinopteri; Siluriformes; Bagridae. The coding region runs from base 64 to 1047 and encodes 327 amino acids. Gene Ontology annotation, cellular component: plasma membrane. Gene Ontology annotation, molecular function: zinc ion binding; carbonate dehydratase activity.
GAGGGAACAAGGGUGACUGCAAGAAUUCAGCUCAAGUGCAGUGUUAAACUUCACCGCUAAAAGAUGAAGACACAACUCGGGGCAUUUCUCAUCUCCUGUCUGCUUUCUACUGUUUAUAGUGACGGCUCUGUAGAGUACUGCUAUAACUUGCCAAAAUGCAACGCAAGCACAUGGUCUACAAUAGCACCACACGAAUGCAAUGGCACUAAUCAGUCCCCCAUCAAUAUUGUGACUGCUGAUGUGAAGCCUGAUAGCAACCUGACAGCCUUCAGCUUCAGAGGCUUUAAUGACAGCUCCGCUCUCUUAAACAUCGAAAACACUGGAAAGGCAGUAAAGAUUGUCCUUGAUGAUCAAAAGAUGAGCGUGUCAGGAGGAGGCCUUGGGAGCCAGUACAAUUCCACCCAGUUCCACUUUCACUGGGGCAACGGCUCCUCUGUGAACGGAUCAGAACACACUGUGGACGGCAGACAAUACGCAAUGGAGAUGCACAUAGUAAACCUUAGGACUGAUUUAAAUGCGACUGCUGCUGCCAACAACUCGAAGGGAUAUGCUGUUCUGGGUUUCUUUAUUGAAGCAACCAAUGAGAGUGGCAAACCAGAGAGCUGGAAGAACCUCACCUCAUUCUUAGCAAACAUUACUAACGGAGGUGAUUCCCUGGACAUUAUGAAUCAACUUACUGUAGACAGUCUGAUUCAAGGAGUGAACCUGACGAAUUAUUACCGGUACCAAGGCUCUCUGACCACACCAUCAUGUAAUGAAAUUGUUGUCUGGACUGUAUUCAAAGACCCAAUCAAAGUCAGCAAAGAUUUGAUCAGUCUUUUCAGCAACACAGUGCGCAUCAACACAACAACCGAUCCACUCAUCACCAGCAACUUCAGACCGGUUCAGGCUCUGAAUAACAGAGUUGUGACAUCACAACCAACACCAUCAACAAGCGCCUCUUCAUCAGCAGGCACUCUACAUCACACUCUGUCCAUCAGCACAGCGCUGCUCUAUUAUGUAUUGUUUCGGUGUUUGUGGAGCCUGUCUACCAUGACACUGAUGUGAUACUGAGAGCGCUCGUUUAGUCUAGAUACUUUUUCUACUGAAUGUAUAAAUCAUUUCUGAAUCAAUUAAUGCGCACACAUGAAUAUUUAAAUUAUCAUUAAAUUACUGUAUUUAUUCUCUUUAAUAGAGAGAUAUUAAAAACUACAAAUAAUAACUACAAAAUGAAGAAAAUCCCUCGCUAAAAGCCCUGUUAGCGAGUCAGGGAGCGCAAAUGAAAUUAUAUGUUUUGUAUGUACAUCUUUGUAUAUUGUUCAG